CUUUGAUUAUGUUAUGGAGAAACGAAGAUAAUGGCAAACAUUGAUGACGGGGGCGUGGAACUCGGUCAGAGGAGAGAUGACAACUUCAUGAUUUUGAUAAAAUGGUACACUGUGUAGUUGUGGAUACACAUUAUAAUGGGCUCGCGGAUAAGAGAGAAUGUGAAACAUGUAUUCCAGUGCUUUUGUGAAGUUGUUCGACCCCAAGCGGGAGGACAAGAUGCCUGGAUUAUACAGAAAUAUCCGGACAGUUAUAAAGAUGAAGAAGUUCUUAAGUCUGUACCAAAAUUUGCUUAUCCGUGUGAAUUUGAAAAAUUGUUAGAUUUAAUUGCCGAACUUACAUUAAAUGUAAGUAAUAAGGCAGAAGAUUUAUGGCAGUUGUUGGAAGCAGUUUAUUCAAGUCCAGUUCCUGAUAGAGGUUCUCUUCCUGUUGUGUACAAUGGCCAUGAGACAUUUGUGUGCUCGUGUCCCAGCCAGUUUGAACUGCCUAGUAUACCAGAUGAUCGCAACCUGACUGAAUAUUAUAAAUCAGUUGAUGUGUCCAAUAUGAUGAUAAUAUUUGCCUCAAUGUUACAUGAAAGAAGAGUUAUUUUCGUCUCUCAAAAAUUCACAAGGCUAAGUUCAUGUGUACAGGCAGCUAAUGCUUUACUUUAUCCUAUGCAUUGGCAACAUAUAUUUAUACCUGUUCUACCUCGGGUACUUUCUGAUUAUUUACUUGCCCCAAUGCCAUUCUUAAUUGGAGUUCCACAAUCUGUAUUUCAGCGUGUUCGGCGAAAUGAUUUGGGUGAUGUUGUAAUAUUUGAUGUUGAUAACAAUACUAUAGAAUCACCUUUUGAUGAUGUGCAGUCAUUACCUCCAGAAGUGGUUACCCACCUUAAACGUCAGCUUCGGAGUCGUUCUGGACUGCUGGGAGAUGGAGUGUCUAGGACGUUUCUGCGGGCAUUAGUAAUAUUAAUUGGAGGUUAUCGAGAUGCACUUCGUUUCCAGUUGGGUCAUAAAAUUACUUUUGACCAAGAAGCUUUUGUAGAAUCCAGACCGUCUUCUAUGCAACCAUUUAUGCGCAAGAUGUUACAACUGCAGAUUUUUCAACAGUUUAUUGAAGAACGCUUGGAUAUUCUAAAUUCUGGAUUGGGUUUUUCUGAUGAAUUUGAAAUGGAAGCUUUCAAUUAUUGUGGGAAAUCCAGUUCUCGUUUGAAACAACAAUAUAAAGAAUGGACACAUACAAUGCGUAAAGAGGGAAGUGCAUUUUUCAAAACUGUGAAAAAUAAGGCCAAUCCUGCUAUGAAGUCUGCAGUUAAAACUGUUAAAGAACGUGGUAAAGAGGUGCGUACUGCAUACAAAGGCAUCCGAUCCAAAUUUCGUGAUUCUCAACCAUCAAAUGAUGAUUUUAUUUCUCAUGUGUCAGCUGGAAGAAAUGAAACUCCCAGUAGUCCAACACAUAUUGAACCUCUGCCACCUCAUUUUCCAACUUCAGGGGUAAAUGAAAAACCAAGUCCAAGUCAUAAAGUAUCACAGAGUGCAUUUUCUGAGUCACUGCUAGAACCCUCUCCUCUCGAGUUGGAUCUAAUGGGUGACUUACAAGACUUACUUGGAUUGCCUACAUCAACUACACCUCAAUUCCCUCAAAAUGUCCCUCCUGCAGUUGACAGAAGUCUGAAACCCAAAACAUCUUUAACUCCACUCUUGUCACCUCCACCUCCUCCUGGUAGCAGAGGCCGAGGCAGUAGAUCAGUGGGAUCUUCCCCAUGUCGUAUUGUACCGAAGCCUGAACAGACUGAUCUUAUUGAAUUGGAUUCAACACCAAGUGAUGAAGAAGAAGAGGAAGUUGAGUUUGAUCCUCUUGCAGCCAAAGAUAAACGAACAAUCCCACCACCUGAACUUGCUGGAGGCUUUGCAAAUCCAUUGUACCCUUAUUUCACAUCUUCGCAAGGAGGGUCUGAUAAUGCAAAAGCAAGUUCAAGCAAUCUAGAUGCUGAUUUCUUGUUGCGUGAAUACGGCCUGGACUUCAGUAAAUUAAGUGUUUACAAUGGCUCUUCUCAGAAUUCAUCUCCUGCCUCUACUUCGCCACAACGAAUUGUUCAAAGUCAAGGACCACAAAUAUCGAUUUCGAAGGAUCCUUUUCAAGAAAUUCUCCCUGCUAGAGUUCAGAUGUGCUCACAGUCAGACGUGCCACCGCCAAGGCAGAGUUCUCCUGCAAAUUGGACACAAUUUCACUAGCACUAAAAUGCCACAGUUUAAUCAACUUUAAAGCAAGACUGAUUUUAUCUUGUUAGAGAAGAGAAGAUAUUAGUGUUCUUUAAUAGAAAUUUACUAAAUAUCUUGCAACAUGAAUGUAAAAACAUUUUAUAAAUUAAUUUUGUUUGCUCUUCACUUACCAAAUGACAAUUUUUAAAGGCCUGUUAGAGAGGAUAAGUAGACAAAGACAGUUGUUAGUGUAAAUGAAUUUGCAGCGUUGGUAAUUUAUUCAUAUGCUAUUUGUACAUGCUGGCAUGUACUCUUAGUCUUUUAUACAUGUGCUCUAGCAUGUUAAAUUUUCUUUAAUGAAGUUUAAAUAGGUGCUCAUUUUCAACUUGUUCCUGAAUGUUUCAGUUGUUUGUUGGAAAAGAAUGUUCUUUUUGCGACCAAGAAUGAAUGUAUUGCAUGACACAAUAUUGUUUCAUGUAUUUGUUUGAUAUUACACUGUACAAAAUAAUAUUUCAUUUAUCGAAGUAUAUGGGCGCAAAAUGCAAUGAUUAUUUUAAUGUAUGCAUGUUAUCAGGAGAAUGAUAUUGUUUGUAUAGGCUGCCACAUGUUAAUCUUCAAAUUAUUGUUUUAUAAAUUAUAUGUUUUUUGUGUGUAUGUAUUUAGAUAAUUGGUUAUAACAUGUUAAAUAAGAGAAGUUGAGUUUCUUUAAAUUUUUUUUAAAGAAUUAUUUUUCUUUCUGAAUAUAAGAGAGACUAGAAGUGACUUGAAGGGACCAACAUUGUACAACAUUUGAAUUUCAAAAAAUUCAAGAAUUGGAAAUUAGUAUAUUAUGAAUUCAAUCUUUUGUUUAAUAAAAAAAGAACAAUUAUUAUUUUGAAGUUUAAUGAAAAUAUUUAUUUACAGUUAUAGUAGUGACGGUUACAAAAACCAUGAUACACACCCACAACUAUGUAUUAUAUAUAGGUGAUAUCGAAAGGUAUCCAAACAGAGGUGCUAGGGUAAUAGCAAUAAUUUCUGUCCCUUUGGUUUAACUUGGAUUACGAUGAAAGUGAAUAUGCAGAAAAUAUCUGUUUCAUCAGAUUCAUUAUUGAAUUUUAAAAUCAUAAAUAUUUAUUCACAUUUUAUUUUCUUCUUGUUCAUAACAUAGUUUAUUCUGUUUAUUUUCACAAAAAUUAAUUUAUUCUGAGGUCAUUCUUCUUAAUCUUCAUGAAUACUAAUGGCCUGAGUGAGAAAUUGAGAAACACAUAAUUGGAUAUGAACACAGCUACUGAAUCAUAGUUCUUUUACACUUUGAUGUAUUAAAAGUGUGAAAAUGAAUUUCUGUGCUCAGCACCACAAUAAUGUCAGAACUUUAACUCCUGUACAUAAUGUGAGUCUUAAAGUGUUUUCCUUUGCUUAUAAUGUUAAAAUAUUUGCAAUUUUUUAAAUACAGUCAUGGUUUUAUAAAUGAAGUGUUUAUGUGUGAGAAAUGCAAUGUUUGGUCGAAGUCAAAUGCCUUUAUUUGUAAUUUUUGAUGGAUUAUUCAUAUGAAAAUAUUUUUAAACAGAUUUCUUUUCUUGAUUUUAUUUCUGAAUGUAAAUAAUUUUAUGAACUACAAAUUGAAAUUUGUUUUUUAUACAAUUUUAUUACUGAAUUUGUCAUGAACAUUUACUGUUGUUAAGAAUUUCACUGUGAAUUAACAAUACUCUUCAAAAAAAUCAAAGUCAGAGAAUGUCCAAAUCUCUUGCUCAUUAGUAAAAUUUGUUUAUCAAAUAGUACUUACUUCAUUUAGUAAUUUCUGCAACAGCACUGUGAAUUAAAAGUGCACCCUUUCAUGAAAAUAAAAGUUCCUUGUUUUCUAAAAUAACUUGCCAAAGGCUUAUUUUUUCUUAACGUAAAAAUUGUAUGUUAAUUGUAUUACAUUUAUAUUAUAUACAUUGUUUUGUACAAACCAUUUUAUAAAGGACAUGAUUGUAAUAAUUUUUCUGAUAUUUCAUGUGGUAGCCUAGUGGGAAAUUAUAAAUGAGAAUAAUAAUUUUUAUUCUGUUGGGUGCUAGAAAUUUAGUAUUGUAUUGCUCAAAUGAUGAUCUAUUUAUUUGAAAAUAAUAUCAAUU
Molecule: messenger RNA, 4274 nt
Organism: Gryllus bimaculatus (two-spotted cricket)
Lineage: Eukaryota; Metazoa; Arthropoda; Insecta; Orthoptera; Gryllidae
Source: the annotation of a GenBank genome assembly